AUGGUUAAUGCUGCUAUCAAAAGCCUGAAAGAACGUGUGGUUCAUCGUUGCAGGCAAUCAAGAAGUACAUCACAGCCAAUUACAAGAUCGAUGCCGAGAAAACUAUCGCCUUUCAUCAAGAAAUACCUGAAGAGUGCCGUUACCGGUGGCAAAUUGAUCCAAACCAAAGGCAAGGGUGCUUCUGGUUCAUUCAAACUUUCUGCUACUGUUGCAAAAUCAAAGUCCGAAUCGGCACCGAAGAAAGCUGCUGCCAAGCCCAAGAAAGCUAAGGCAGCGACCGGUGAAAAGAAACCGAAAGCGAAGAAAGCUGCAUCUCCAGCUAAGAAGAAGCCUGCAGCCAAAAGUGCUGAAAAGAAGAAGAAAGCCGCAGCACCAGCUAAAGCAGCAAAGAAGGCUGGUUCCGUGAAGGCACCAAAAGCCCCAAAGGAAAAGUCAACGAAACCGAAAGCUGCCGCUAAAAAGCCAAAAACACCAAAACCCAAGAAGGCAGCUCCAGCCAAGAAAGCAGCACCAAAGAAGGCAGCUGCACCAAAAAAGAAGUAA
Messenger RNA from Bradysia coprophila, 543 nucleotides. RefSeq names its product histone H1-like. The record is from RefSeq and is a predicted model, not a curated record. NCBI's taxonomy places the organism in Eukaryota, Metazoa, Arthropoda, Insecta, Diptera, Sciaridae.